Messenger RNA from Haliotis rufescens (red abalone), 690 nucleotides. RefSeq names its product putative deoxyribonuclease tatdn3-B. NCBI's taxonomy places the organism in Eukaryota, Metazoa, Mollusca, Gastropoda, Lepetellida, Haliotidae. Bases 1 to 690 code for a protein of 229 amino acids. Gene Ontology annotation, molecular function: hydrolase activity, acting on ester bonds. The transcript has a single exon. The record is from RefSeq and is a predicted model, not a curated record.
AUGCCCAGGGAGGAAUACAAAAGCAAGUACAGCUUGGGGGGGGGGGGGGUCAUCGUCUUUAGCGACCCUGCAAACUAUCCCAGUCAGGUGGAAGGGGAUCCUAAGUGGAAGACUGUGGUGGGGAUUCACCUCACGCAUGCCGGUGGGUUCAAUCACCAACAACUGGGGGAGUUGGUUGAUUUGCUGACAGCAUCCCCGAACGCACAGGCCCUGGGGGAGGUAGGGCUAGAUCGGACCACCCCAUCCCACACUUGGGGAAGACAAGAGGAGGUGUUGCAGAAGGUGCUCAAGAUUCCCAGCACCGAUCAAAAAUCAUCAUGCUUCACCUGCCUGGGAACUGAGAUGAUCCGUAUGGAUCGGAUGUGCAAGGUGACCCACCUUCAUAGUUUCACUGGGGAGGCGGCGAAUGUGAACGCUUGGUUCGCGGAUUUUCUGCAGGCUUACUUUAGUGUUAACACUAUGGUAGAGGGGUUUGACAGGGGGCAGAGGGAGGGCCUUCGGUCGGUCUCCAAGAAUCGUCUACUGUUAGAGACAGAUGCACCACACCUCAGCCCUGGGGGAGAAGAUAUCAACACCCCUCACAGAACUGAAGAUGUCGCCGUGCUGGUGGCCCGGGCUAGGGGGACCUCGUUGGAAGAGGUUCUGUAUUGCUCCACUAGCAAUGCCAGGGCCAUCUACCGGAUCCCCUAG